Molecule: messenger RNA, 2519 nt
Organism: Phlebotomus argentipes
Lineage: Eukaryota; Metazoa; Arthropoda; Insecta; Diptera; Psychodidae
Gene: MED31
Product: mediator of RNA polymerase II transcription subunit 31
Exons: 3
Coding region: 679-1125 (148 amino acids)
Biological process (GO): regulation of transcription by RNA polymerase II
Cellular component (GO): core mediator complex; mediator complex
Molecular function (GO): transcription coregulator activity
Source: RefSeq, a predicted model, not a curated record
CACAAAUCUUGGAUAAAAACAUCGAAAACAUCGCGCGUCAAUGCAGUUGUCAAAAAGUUGCUGUUCUGCGUGUUUCGCGUGCAGAGAAAAAGGCAUAAAUUUGUUGAAAAACAGACGAAAAGGGUGCACAAAUUGGCCAAAACUUGCAUUAAUAGUUCCCUCAGACACAGCUUCAGAUGAAUACGUUUGGCUGUGAGUAGGAAUUAUUGGUAUUUGGGCACAAGACGGCAAAGUCUUCUCAUACUUUCUUCCUCCAGACUUGAUGGAUUUUAUUUUGUCACAAAUCGUGCUGUGCGCUUCUAAUUAUGAGCUCAAUUGGACUUUCUGUACAUAUAUGUGGUGUAAUUGUCCAUAUAACUGAUUGAUGUUUGGCCUCCUCUCUGCCUGCAAAGCGCCAAAGAUCGGGUGGAGAAUAUCCUGCAAAAGCAAACAAUCGCAUAUCCGCCUUUUACUUCUCCGUUUUUUUAUAUUCUUGAUAUUAGAAAAGGAAUCUCACAUUUUCUCCACCUCUUAUCAGAGCAUUAUUGUUUACCACACACACACAAACACACCCCUCACACGAUUCACCAGCCUGCAAUUAAUUUAUAUACUUUUAUUUACACUCAAGAGCAAGUUAUAAUUUUGUGUAAAUAAAAGAAAACAUACUGCAUUCUCUGGCAAUCCUUUCCCUGCCAUACAAUGGCUAAAAUGGUCGGGAAAGGUAAGAUACCUGCUGAAACGGAGGACCAACAGAGACUGAGAUUCCAAGUGGAACUGGAGUUUGUACAGUGCCUGGCGAAUCCCAAUUACCUACACUUUCUAGCUCAGAGAGGCUACUUCAAGGAUCAAUCGUUCAUCAAUUACCUCAAAUACCUUCUCUAUUGGAAGGAGCCUGAGUAUGCGCGAUACCUGAAAUACCCCAUGUGUCUCUACUUCCUCGAUCUGCUGCAGUACGAGCACUUCCGGCGCGAGAUCGUGAAUCUGCAGUGCUGCAAGUUCAUCGACGACCAGGCCAUCCUGCUGUGGCAGCAUCACACGCGCCGAAGAACCAAAUUGCUCAGCAUCGGCAACGGCGCCGCCAGUCAGAGCGACCAGGCGGGCGGCCAGAACGGUGCCGCCAAUGGCAUGGGACAGAAGGUCACAUGAUGCCCACAAGAGGUGCAAUGAGCUUCUCCGAAAGCGGCGGCGGCGGCGUCUGGGCGGCGGAGAAGGCGGCGACAGAGACAUCUUCCAGCAAAGGUACCGUGAAUACAAUCUCCCAACUGAUUUUGGUCACGCUCUAACGGAUUUAUCAUAUAUAUAUAUUGUCCACGCAAUUCACGUAAUUUUGCGUAGAGACAAAGUGUAUUUACAUAGCGGAAAAUGAUGUGAAUAGUUAUUAAUACAUGACACAAUUUUCACCUAUUUAUAUGGUGUGAUAGAGUGAGAAAUAAUUGAAUUAUACCUCUUUCCUCUAAUAACAUCUGUGACAGUUUUUCACCUCUUCUCUCUCAAAUAUAGCGCAUAGAAUUGAAUUGAAGAAAUUGAAGAAAAGAUUGUCAAUUAUGGUAAAUACUUCUUGCGUCUGUCCUCACGAGACUGAUGGAGCUGAAAGUGCCGGAGUUGCGAGAUGCACUCGAAGAAUCCACUCAGUGUCCAGAAAUCCGUUAGCACUAAAGUUGCGCGGAGGGCAGAAAAGCAUGAGAGGAAAGAAGUGUGCAUUAAAUGCAAAUUGAUGGUUUUAUAGACACUCUCGAGCCAAUUAUGAAGUACACCACCAAUUCUAAACAUCACAAUGCCAUUGACUUCAUUAUUACAACUUUAAUUCAUAAUUUUCCAAUCAAUUCACACGACGAGAGAAAGAGCUCUUAAGACAUAAUUUUUCCUCCUCGCGAACAAAACACACCAUAAGAUCACACAUUGAAAAAAAAGCCAGAGAGCCAAGAAUGGCGCAUUCUGUCCGUGAAACGGAUCACACGACUCACAAAAAAAGUGUAUCAAUUUUUCUGUGUAGAGAGAAAGAAGGGAAAGAAGAAGAAAAAAAGAACAGGUGAAAAAUUCGGCUGAAUGAAGCAUUUAAAUUCAAACUGCAUUGUAAUAAUAAAUGAAAUUCUCUGGUUUUUUUUUGUAAUACGAUUUUCUGGGUGUAACACUUCGUAGAAAGAAAUCAAUUUGUAUAAAGUUGGUACCAAAGGGGUUAACCGUAUUGUCAAAGAAAUGUCUUCUCAAACCACGUUAAAAUCCAACCACUGUAAAUAGAAUUUUUGUAAUCGUAGUUAAUUAGCCAUAGGCGAAAGAAAUAUCGUAUCUAGACAGGAGAAGAGAAAGAUAUUGAUUAGUUUUUAUACAGAAAGAAGAAAAAGAAGAAAAAUGUGGAAGAGUUGUAGAAAAUUUUUUGCUAUUUAUUGCAAUUGAAUGAGAAUUUUUCAAUAUAUGAUUUUCGUUAAGAUAAAAUUAACUGUACUUAUGUUUAGAGCUUAGAUCGAUUUAUAAUAAUUAGCAGUAAUUUAAAGUGAAAAUACUGAAAAUAAUAAUAAAUGAUUAAAUCGAAGUUCCAGCAA